Messenger RNA from Macaca mulatta (Rhesus monkey), 9219 nucleotides. It is a transcript of the gene MAN1A2, whose product is annotated as mannosidase alpha class 1A member 2. NCBI's taxonomy places the organism in Eukaryota, Metazoa, Chordata, Mammalia, Primates, Cercopithecidae. Gene Ontology annotation, biological process: carbohydrate metabolic process; mannose trimming involved in glycoprotein ERAD pathway. The record is from RefSeq and is a predicted model, not a curated record. Gene Ontology annotation, cellular component: endoplasmic reticulum; extracellular exosome; Golgi membrane. Gene Ontology annotation, molecular function: calcium ion binding; mannosyl-oligosaccharide 1,2-alpha-mannosidase activity.
GGGCCGGGAGCGUGCGCGCGCACCUUACACUCCGCCGCCCGGGGACGCCCACUGGCGAGUCGGGGCCGGUAGGCCGGCCCGGGCCCCGUCGCCCCCGCCCUCCGGUUCCUCUCCGGCGUGAGCCCAACGGGUGUCGGCCCAGCAGCUGCUGCGCUCACCAGGCCUGGGGAGGCAGGGUACCGGGACCGGGCCGCAGCCCCGCGCGGCGUGGGUGCGCUGCCUCUUCGGCAGCCGCCGCCAGAGCGAGCAGCUGCGAGCCACCGGAGGCGGCGCGAAAGAGGCCCCCGCGGCCGGGCAGGAAGGAGACGCGGACGACCUCUGCCUGCCCGAGGCGCGGCUGCUCCCGCGCGCCCCGGGCCUCCUGCCGCUCCAGGGCUGAGUGAGGAAUGAGCCAGCGCCUGCCCUGGGCUCUCGGAGCGUGGGCCGCGGCUCGGCUUCUUAGGCGCGGGGGCUCGGCCACUGCGGCCGACGGCCUAGCUCGGAGAGCACGCGCCGAGGUUCACUGAACCGGCCGCGGAGAGGAGGAGGAGGAGGAGGUGGCGGAGGAGGAGCUCGGCGGGGGCGGCCGCCGCGCUUCCCCUCCCCCGGUACACGCCAGGGCUUCUCAGUGGCCGCUGGAGCAGGAAGUUCCGCUCCCUGACAGACUCGUGCGGUAGCAACAGCGGCGGCGGCCGCGGCGGCUGGCUGGGCUCAGGUAUUUCGGACGCGAUUGCCCUUCGCGCCACCCGUCGAGUGGGCAGCCUCAGAACUCAGCCGGGCGCCGGGCUCCUGCCAGGCAGCGCCGGGAAGCGCGGGCGGCCGAGAACUCCUUCCUGCUACUUCGCCCAGCGCCCCUGCUUCGGCUUCCCAGCGAGGUGGGAGACCUUCCUCCCUGUUUGCAGACGUCCGUGGGAGACCCUUAUAUUUUUCACCGCUAAGGUUAAGAGAUUCUGAAAUAGAAGCGUCGGAGGAGAUCAAGUGAACCUUCUACAACUCCUCGGAUGUCGCCACGCUCCCUUUCGGGGCGGAAGACUACGUUUGAGCAUCUCACCGAGGUGCAGGAAUGGAAGAACCCACCUUGCAGCUUUUCUGCAGUGUGGCUUGCCUGAUCUACCCCUGGGAAUGAAGAGGAGGCUUGUAAUAACCCAGUGCAGUACAGAUGUUAAAGAGGAUAUCGCAGAACCUAAACUUGUGAUCGUUUGGAGGAGGUCACACACGUUUCUGAGUGGAAAUGGACGGGCGUGAACGACGUGCCCUCUUAAAAAGCACAACAAUCCUUUAAGAGGAGCGAAAUUGAGUUUUCCCAUUUCGGCCAAGAUUUUGAAGACAGUUCAAUGUAUUGUACAUUUGACAUAAGAUGAGAACUUUCUAAAGUAUUCUCUCCGAGAGCGUAAACGAUGACUACCCCAGCCCUGCUGCCCCUCUCUGGACGUAGGAUACCACCUCUGAACCUGGGGCCGCCCUCCUUCCCACAUCACAGGGCUACCUUGAGACUUUCUGAGAAGUUUAUUCUUCUCCUUAUUCUUAGUGCCUUCAUCACCCUGUGUUUUGGGGCAUUCUUUUUCCUUCCAGACUCUUCAAAACACAAACGCUUUGAUUUGGGUUUAGAAGAUGUGUUAAUUCCACAUGUAGAUGCCGGUAAAGGGGCUAAAAACCCUGGAGUCUUCCUGAUCCAUGGACCCGAUGAACAUAGACACAGAAUGCAGUUGCUCAUCAAACUUCACUCGCACAAAUACUCCAAGAGUUGCUCUUCUGACAAAAUGUAGCUAAAAAGGGAAGAAGAAGAACGUCUGAGAAAUAAAAUUCGAGCUGAUCAUGAGAAGGCCUUGGAAGAAGCAAAAGAAAAAUUAAGAAAGUCAAGAGAGGAAAUUCGAGCAGAAAUUCAGACAGAGAAAAAUAAGGUAGUCCAAGAAAUGAAGAUAAAAGAGAACAAGCCACUGCCACCAGUCCCUAUUCCCAACCUUGUAGGAAUAAGUGGUGGAGACCCAGAAGAUAAUGACAUAAGAGAGAAAAGGGAAAAAAUUAAAGAGAUGAUGAAACAUGCUUGGGAUAACUAUAGGACAUAUGGGUGGGGACAUAAUGAACUCAGACCUAUUGCAAGGAAAGGACACUCCCCUAACAUAUUUGGAAGUUCACAAAUGGGUGCUACCAUAGUAGAUGCUUUGGAUACCCUUUAUAUCAUGGGACUUCAUGCUGAAUUCCUAGAUGGGCAAAGAUGGAUUGAAGACAACCUUGAUUUCAGUGUGAAUUCAGAGGUGUCUGUGUUUGAAGUCAACAUUCGAUUUAUUGGAGGCCUACUUGCAGCAUAUUACCUAUCAGGAGAGGAGAUAUUCAAGAUUAAAGCAGUGCAAUUGGCUGAGAAACUCCUUCCUGCCUUUAACACACCUACUGGGAUUCCUUGGGCAAUGGUGAAUUUGAAAAGUGGAGUAGGGCGAAACUGGGGCUGGGCAUCUGCAGGUAGCAGCAUUCUGGCUGAAUUUGGUACACUACAUAUGGAGUUCAUCCACCUCAGCUACUUGACAGGGGACCUGAUUUACUACAAAAAGGUUAUGCACAUUCGGAAACUACUUCAGAAAAUGGAUCGUCCAAAUGGUCUUUAUCCAAAUUAUUUGAACCCCAGGACAGGGCGCUGGGGUCAGUACCAUACAUCUGUCGGCGGUCUGGGAGACAGUUUUUAUGAAUACUUACUGAAAGCAUGGUUGAUGUCAGAUAAAACAGACCAUGAGGCAAGAAAGAUGUAUGAUGAUGCUAUUGAGGCUAUAGAAAAACAUCUUAUUAAGAAAUCUCGUGGAGGUCUUGUCUUUAUUGGAGAAUGGAAGAAUGGGCACUUGGAAAAAAAGAUGGGGCAUUUGGCCUGCUUUGCUGGGGGAAUGUUUGCACUGGGAGCGGAUGGUUCCAGAACAGAUAAAGCUGGUCAUUAUUUAGAACUGGGGGCAGAAAUUGCACGUACUUGUCAUGAGUCAUAUGACAGAACUGCAUUAAAGCUAGGUCCUGAAUCAUUCAAGUUUGAUGGUGCAGUGGAGGCUGUGGCUGUCCGGCAGGCUGAAAAGUAUUAUAUACUCCGUCCAGAAGUAAUUGAAACCUAUUGGUACCUAUGGCGAUUCACUCAUGAUCCAAGAUACAGGCAAUGGGGCUGGGAAGCAGCACUGGCCAUUGAAAAGUAUUGCCGAGUUACUGGUGGAUUUUCUGGAGUUAAAGAUGUAUAUUCCUCUACUCCUACACAUGAUGAUGUACAGCAGAGCUUUUUUCUUGCUGAAACAUUAAAAUAUUUGUAUCUGCUGUUCUCCGGUGAUGACCUUUUACCUUUAGACCACUGGGUGUUUAAUACAGAGGCUCACCCUCUGCCUGUGUUACAUUUAGCCAACACCACACUUUCAGGUAAUCCUGCUGUCCGAUGAAAGCAGUUCCAGAAGGACCAUUCUCACCUGUGUUUUGUUUACAUGGACCACUACAGAAAUUAGUUUGGAGAGGCGGCUUUUGAAAACCUGGACCUCUAUGUCAACAUGACGGGGUGAAACUAUUCCCCCUAAGACUUUUCAACUUGUAGAUACGUCAACUUUGAAAUUAUUCCAUUUUAUACCUGACCAAAACAUGUUCUGGUAUAUGUAGGACAGAGACCUGGAUGUGCUUUGAUCGUUAAUGAGGUGGUCACAUGAGAAAUGUUGCCUGUUUCUACUGUAUUGUUUUUAGAGUCCUGAAGUCUGGAGGCUAGACUUCCUGAAAGCAAGCCAAGAAUAUAGAGCACCUUGCAGGAGUUCAAGAUGGCCUUUGGAACCAAUUAUAUAUUUGUUUCCUCCUACAGUGGAGCAGCAUUCAAAUCAAAUAUUUACAUAUUGCUUAUCACUUUUUCUCCAUUUUAAUAAUGGAAUGAACUAAAAUAAACAAGAAUGAAAGAAUAGUAUAAUUGUAUCAGUAACAAGAAGACUCAGAAAAGAAAUAGGAGUACCUAACCCUAUCUGAAUUUUCAAGUUCCCCAUUGGAUGACCAGACUGGCAACCAUUUCAAAUCCCAAUCUAUUUCAUUGAAAUUUCUUGGUUAAGUUUAAUUUUCUCUGGGGCCAUGAUCUCACAAAGAAUACUCAAAUCUUUUUCUUCAUAUGGAAUCAUCGAAACUGCUGUUUAUCAUAAUCACCACUUAUGAGCCUGGGUUUGGGAUUUUUUGCUUGUAGUUCAGUCUACAGUUAGUAGCGUGACAGAAAGUGGGAAGAUGCCGCAGUUUGUUGCCUUGAAACCUAUUCUAAGAGCAAUCCUUGGUUUUGUUGGUACUUUAUUUUUCCAGACCAACACAUCUACCAAGUAAAUUUUAUUCACUUUAAUUUCAUAAUAAAGUUAGUAGAGUCACUCAACUUACAACUUUUUUUAUGUGGCUUGGCAAAAUUCACUAUACUAUUAGGCAGCUCUAAAUUUGCCUUGAUAAGCUAAAUAAGUUACUUUUAUAACUUAUUAAAGCAAAACAAACCCAGUGAAACUUUCUUAAAUAUUCUAUCUGGAAUAGGGAUAGGGGAUCUUUUAUUUAUAAUCUCAUCAGAUGAGUGAGUUGUUCACAGAUAUUUUAUGUAUUUUAAUUUUCUCCAAGAAUAUUAUAGAAUUCCAAAGAAUCAGAAUAGUUUCAGAACAAUUUUCAGUGUUAAAAGAGUGGUGGUAUUACACUAAAAUUGGAACACGUCUAAGGGACUUUUAUCUUAUCAGUAGGUUUUGCAUUGAUACUUCUUUUUAAAUAAACUACUAGUUCUUUAUAUUUCGGCAAAAAGAACUUAAAUUUUAUCAGGAACUAUAAGAUAAAUAUCUAGUGCUUAACAAAUUUUCUGUCCUUAAGUUUAUGUGACAGUGCAAGAUACUUUUUUGCUCUUUUCAUUUAAUAUAGACAUCUUCCAUUGACAUUAAUAAAAGUUAGAAACAGUUUAGCAUAAUAUUUACUCUGAAUUUGAAGAUUUCAUGAAACAAAGUUCAUACAAGAAGCCCACCUUGGAAUUCUGAAGGCUUAUUUUCUUGUUUGAUAGCUUUUCUUUUUAACUUAGCUUUUAAGUUGGGAAAAGACUUGAUUAAUUAAUAUAAUAUUUUCUAAGGUUGAUCAUCUUACACCACAAAUCAUUAAUUUUGACAGUUCUGCUGAUGAUCCGUAAAUGAUAACCACUGCAAAAGUUUUCAGUAUACAUAGAAAAUAAAGAUGCAGGGCCAGUUACAAUAGUCCUUAAGAGAGUUAAAUUAUAGCACAUGUUUUGACAUUGUAAUAUCUUUUACUACUUGAACAUUUAAAUUUCUAAAUGAGAAAGUUAUAUAUACUACUGUAACUGUAGAAGGGAAAAGGGAAAGUAUUUGGUUCUAAAAAAAUUAGCCUUCCUCAUAAAAGUAGCACAAGCCCACUUAUGAAUCACUGAGAAAAAGUGAAAAACCUGAGUUGGCCAAGACCCAGAGAGGCAGUGCAGAUGGCAAUGAACUCUCUGAAUUCUCUUUCACCUUGUUGAGAAGAAUGCAGCGUAAAGGGACCUUCUUGGUUCCGCAGGAACUUCUCAAGGAAUGAGGAGACAGAACCCCUACUCCCAAGUGCUCUAUUUGUAUUACCCAGAUGACUGAAGCUUAAGAGAAGGCAGGGAAGUAUGCAAGCAGAGCUAGUUCUGGUACAAACAAAGAAUUUGACAGGGACAAUGGAAGGGUCUUCUUUACCACUCCCUACCUUCUGUGUGAUGGAAAGACUAGAGCUUAUAAAAUUACUUCCAUUUUUUUUAAUCUCCUGAAUACCAAAGGCAAUUAAAGUCAGCUACAAAUGACUUGCCAGUGUCAUGUUUUAUUUUUGUUAUAGAUUUUUAAAUUAUUUCCUUCAGGAUCAAUUCUUAUCCCAUAUAAUGCUUAGCUUCCAAGAAUGUUCUUUCCUUUCUUCUGUCUUUUACAGCUCUUUGCAUUUUUUAGACCUUAAUACUCAGGUUAAAUAUUCAUUGCAUUUAUAAGACCUUCUGCAAAAAGCCCAGAAAUGGUCCUUUCCAGGUGCCUCUUCAAAGAGCUGAUACUUUACCUUGUGCCUUUGGCACAAAUGUGCAGAAUAGAUAGAUCAGUUGGUGCAUAAUAGAAAAAACAGGAAUUUUGAACACUCUUCUUCCUUCUACAUUUAUUUCUCUUCAUUUUAGAAUCACACUUUUUAUGUUAAACCAGAUUUAUUAUUAUUAUUAUUAUUAUUCAACCAGUAUUAAGUUGUUAAAACCAAGAGAAUGGGGCCCUAACCAAAAAGAAGUCUCAACUCGAAAAAUAAGUCCCCAGUCAGGUGGUUCUUACUUUCUUGUGGGUUGCAUAUUUUAUGUCUCUCUAACAUCAACGUAUUCCUGACUUUCAAGCAGAUGUUUAUAUGUAAAAUGAAACCUGGGUAUUGAAAGGAAAUGCGUUCUUUUUAUGGAGUAUUGACCCUGAUCCUCUAUGAUGUCAUAUAGGGCAACUCAGGGCUAUACUUGCUAGAUUUUAACCAAGCAGUUUGAAAUCUUAAUCAUCAUCCUCUCAUCUUCUCUGCUCUCCAUUGCCAAAGUCUUUGUCAAAACUCCAAAUUUGUUGAUAAAAGAUUGUGUUUGCCUUUCUCAUUAUAAUGCAGUUUCUCCUUAAGCCUGGAGUUUUUUUAAUGAGUGCAUGAGUAAAUGAGAGAAUGCGUGAACGAACAUUUAUGAAGUAUCUAAUAUGUGCCAAGCAUUGUGCCUGGCACUUUCAAUCAUUAGAAUGUUUUAUGUGAUUCCACAGCAUUUUCUGUAUGAGAGUAGCUCACAACAUUUUAAACGUUUCCAAUAUGAAUCGUGUUACAAAAUUCUUAAUUUUAUAUUUCAUAUAAAGAGGAAAAAGAAAAGGUUUAUAAUAUAUUUUAAAACAAUGUGUUAUUAUAUAAUACUAACAACUAUAAUUGUAGUUAAUAAGUAAAAUCUCUUGAAAAUGUCAAAGAAAUACUUGAUUUCUGAUGCAACUUUGACUAAAAUAUUUACUUUAGAAAUAAAAACAUUCUUAUUUUGCUAUAUCACUUUAAUUGCAUACAUAAUUAAAAAGCAGUGUUUUAUAGAAAUGCUGGUUAUUUCAUAUUCAAAAAGAUUUUGUCACAUAAUUCAUGGGUAAAAUUUGCAAUUGUAAAUUGUCUUUCCUCUGGUAUGGGCCCUAUUAAUAGUCCCAUGCUGUUAAAUAUAAAGAAAAAUAUACUAAAAUAUUCAGAGUUCCAAAUAACAGUUCCUAGUAGUAAUAUUUUGAGUUAUUUUUCUUUAGGUUUCCUUAUACUCAAAUUGGCUAGCUCCUAUGUUUUCCUUUCUCUCUCUAUUAUAUAUAUGAUCAAGAUCUGUAUAUGUAUAUAAAUACAAUUAUACACAGAUAAAUUUUUAAUACUUUUUGUUAAUUAACAGUUGGAAACUGGUUUUGGCUGCACUAAUAAGCAGAAUUUAGAGUAACUAUAUAUGAUACGGAGAUAUUUUAAUCCAUUUAUUCUGGCUCAAGAACACGAAUAAAGAUGAUUUUCUGUUACUUUAGCUCAUUCAGAGCAUGAUGGACAUGCUCUUUUUGAUCUAUAACUGGUCAGCAAGCUUCCAGAUAAUAUUUUAGGCUAUGGGAGCUAUACAGUCUCUCUUAUUACUCAUUUCUGCUGUUGAAUUGUUGAAAACAGGUAUAGAUACCAUGUAAAGAAUGGGCGUAGCUAUGUUCCAGGAAAACUUCAUUUACAAAAGCAGAGGGAGGGCUGGAUUUGGUCCAUGGGUCAUAGUUAGUGACUCCGAUCCCAAGUUUAUUUUGUGUUAGACCUUCUAACCUUUGAUCUGCGUCUUUUCUCUCUGUUUUGAUUUAUGUAAUUCAUUUUUAAAUCAAAAUGAUGUGCGUAUGUAUGACUGUGUGUACCUGUAUAACCUAAAGCUAUUUAUUUUGUUAUCUUGAAAGUAGAUACACUCUUCCUGGAGUCUGUUCAGGUUUCAGGACGAUUGACUAUAAUGAAAGAGGCAGAAUGGGAGUAAGGGAAGAUGGGUAUGCUAUCCGCCAUUAUCUUUGCCUUGACAUUUAAUGCCAUAAUUUCAGAUUCUCUAUGUAAAAUGAAGGUCUGUGUAUUGUCAAAAUACUAUAUUCUCCAAGUUCUCAUGCUCAUUGACCCUCAUUGACCAGGAUUCUGGAUUGCUGGAGCUGCAGAAAUUCAUCCACUUGGGUACUCUUAGAGCUCUACAACAAGAAUAUGAUAGAAUAUUUGAUCUUUGUGCUGCAGAAAGCAAACUUUUGAAGAAUUCUAAGCAACAGAAAAUGGGUUAUGUGACUCAUUUGCUAUUUGGCAGCCACUAUUCCUUUUUUAGACUGCAGAACGGUACUGCCCCUGUUACCUCUAGAAUAGCCUGAGUCUGAGGAGUGCAGAGAAAAGGUGUAUCCAAAAGGAGAAUCCGUUUCUCUUGCGUAACUCUCCUCAAUUCCUUUACAAGUCAGUAGCAUUAUUUCAGAAUGUCUAUAUGCAUCAUUUUCAACUAAAACAUACCUCAUCCUUAAACUUCCACUAUUUAACAGCUAAUCCAUUUCAAACUUGGUUUGAGCCUAACAAUUGCAGAAAUCAUAAAAUGCUUGUGAAAUUACACACCAUAUUACUAGCAGAUACAUUGCAGUGCAGCAAUCAUGCUAACAGAUAAUAGAUUUUUCUUUAAGAAGUUUGUCAAAUAUUUCACUAUCUUGGGAAAUUUUAGAGGAGGGGAAGCCUGUAUUCAAAAUGAUAGAGGGAGCAGAGACUUACUGUCUGUCUUCCACAUUAUAAAUGAACUGCCUUUCCAGGUCCAACAUGCUAUCAGGCUGCUUCAGCUCGGUGUGAAUGUAAGUGUGGGGACUCACACACACACACCCAUACACAUACAUACUAAUAUGCAGAGGAUUUUAAACAAUUGCAAAUAUCUUGUGGCUAUUUGAUUUCUACAAAAUUCUACUGUAAGAUGUAUACCAGAAAACAUAAUAAAGAUAAGCUCAGUUCUUCAUUGGGAAAAAAAUAUUUUUUAAAGAAAAUUUAGAAGUUUUUGCUGAAUUAAAUAAAAUAUCUUCAAUUUUAAUUACUGCAUUUGGAAGUUGAAAUGCCAUCCUUCAAUAUCACUGGUCUCAAAUUCAUUGACAGAAUUUUUUCUUAAACUAAUAAGUGGGGUAAGUAUAAUCUCCUAAAUUGGUACCCACUGGCUGCUCCUGAACUGAUUUCCAGUCAUGUCCUCUAGUAUGUGGUUUUUAUAAAUUAAAGGUAAUAUUGUAUAUUAAAGUUCAAAUAAAGAUGUUCUUUAAGUGAAAA